Molecule: messenger RNA, 474 nt
Organism: Exserohilum turcica Et28A
Lineage: Eukaryota; Fungi; Ascomycota; Dothideomycetes; Pleosporales; Pleosporaceae
Exons: 1
Coding region: 1-474 (157 amino acids)
Source: RefSeq, a predicted model, not a curated record
AUGAUCCCCCAGCUCGACGGCGAAACAGACGGCGCUAUCCACGCGCCGCCCAUCCCUCCAGCAACGCGCUACCCUCACCCCAGCAGCCAUGGGACUUUCCCCCAGAAACAGCAUAGCAACCAUGCACCACGCCGGGCUUACAACCACAUCGCACCUAUACCGGUACCAGUAUCGGCGGCUCCGACUCCGGCCCUAGCACCAGGACCACCGCGGCUCUCACGUCAGCGCCCCCACGCCAAUAAAAGCGCCGUCCAGCAUCUGCUUCCAUACUGCACGACGGAGCCGCCGCUGACCGACGCCCAGGUCAUUGCUCUGAGCGACGUGGUGGCUAGUCUGGAAGAACUGCUUGUCUUGGCCCUUGGCGCGGCGUCUGGGGAUGGGAGUCGGGCUGCGAGGCUGGAAGCUGCCGUGGGUCGGCGGGUUGCGGCGGGUAUUGUCGAGUUUUUUGUUGACGAGUGGGAGAUGGAGGGGUGA